GGGGGCUGCAGGCCCUCGGGGCUCCUGGGCAGAUGGGGGCUGAUGAGCUGCCCUGGGGCUGGGCUGUGGGCAGAGACAAGCAUCCCCUCUGCUCGCCAAGCGCGUACCCCAGCAGCCAGGGGAGGGAUGGGCUCUGGAAGCCUGAAGUCUUGGGGAAAACACGGGAAAGAGGGUCCUGGAAAACUUAAAAAUGCUGAUGCUUUGCCUGGCCACUUUGGCUGGGAGCCUGCCACAUGCCUCUUCUCCCCUUGUGAGAGGAGGAGGAUCCUGUGAGAACUCGUGGCAGGGUGAGGAGCUGGCACCAUAGGGACCAUCUGCCAGUGCCGUGCUGCAGCAUCUCUGGUGUAACAAAGCUUGCCUGGCCAGCACCCAUCAGCUGCUCAGAACUGUGUGAGGAGCUGUGAAUGCAUGGGAACAUGGGGUUUACUGACAGUUGGGCUAUUUUAAUUUUUUAAGUUACUUAAAAAAGGAAAAGAAAACAGUCAGAAACCAAAUACAUGGCAGGAUGGGGUUAUUUUUGGGACCUCUGCAAAUAUUCAGUGGCUGUGAGAGGCGGCAGUGUGGGGUGCAAUGGGGUUACACAGGGGACAGCAGCACUGUGGGACAGGUGAGCCAGCUCCCUGUGAAACUUCCUUCUCCCAGAAUCUUUCCCACACAGUCCUGACCACCCUCUGGAUCUGCCUUCGCUCCCAUUACACGGGUGUUGCCUUCUCCUGCCUUUCCUCCUUCCUCACGCACAGGUGAUGCACAGGGCAGUGUGUGACAAGACAGCAAUUCUGCAAGACUUCACACCUCUGCCCACCUUUGACCCUGUGUCCCAGCCCUGUGUGUGACAGGGCAGCUCACAAGGAAAUGGGACAGAUACUGUCUGCUAUCUGUCCUGACACCCUCUGGCUACACCCGGCCCUGAGUGCUGCAGUGUGGGAGGCUCCCGGGACAGGGUCCCUCAUGAGGCUGUGACUUUCCCCCGCAGGCAGCCUGGCUGGGCAUCAACAUCUUCCUCUUCACCUACUACUUUCUGUUCUUUGACCGGGACGAGCGGUAUUUCUACACCAGGGCCAUCCUUGGGGUAAGGUGCUCCCCCACAGCACCCUGCCUGCCCAGGCAGAGGAGCCCCUGGGGGCCCUGCUGCAGUGGGGUGGGGGCUGCAACAUCCCACACCCCUUUCAUGUUCUGUUCCCUUCCAGCCCACCAUCAUUCCGCCCCACUCUGUGGCCUGGCAUUGCACCAUGCUAGUCCCCAUCUUGAUCCCUGUCUGGUCUCAGCCCAACAGCAUCCCAGCCCAGCCCAGCAUCUCCCCCUCCCAGUCCCCAUUACAGCCUAGCAUCUCUCCAUUCCAGUUCCCAGCCUAGCUUGGCCCUGACUGGCCCCAUCCUGACCCAGUCCUGGCACAGCAUGACAGGACAGUGGUGCUCACCCCUCUCUCCUUCCCAGUCUGCCUUGGCAUGGGCUCGAGCAUCAGCCAAGUGCCUCAACUUCAACAGCAUGCUGAUCCUGCUGCCCGUCUGCCGCAACCUGCUCUCCUUCCUCCGUGGGACCUGCUCGUGCUGCAGGCAGACCUUGCGGAAGCAGCUGGACCACAACCUCACCUUUCACAAGCUGCUGGGCUACACACUGGCCCUGCUCACAGGUACCCCCUGGACUGGGAUGGGGCAACAGUGGGGACUGGGAGCUGCCCGGUGGUGACUGCCUGUGCCCUGUCCAGCUGUGCACACCAUUGCCCACCUCUUCAACCUGGAGCGCUACAACCAGAGCCAACAAGGCACCGACGGCAGCCUCCCCGCUGUCCUCUCCAAGAUGCACCUGCAGGGCAGCAAGUGGCUGAACCCCAUCCACUCCAACCAGACGGGCUCACGGGAGUGAUCAUCACGCUGGCACUCAUCCUCAUGGUCACGUCCUCCACCGAGUUCAUCCGCAGGAACUACUUUGAGCUCUUCUGGUACACACACCACCUCUUCCUCAUCUACUUCGCUGGCCUCGUCAUCCACGGCAUCGCUGGGCUGGUGCGUGGGCAGACGGAGCAGAGCAUGGCAGAGGUGCACCCCUAUCACUGCGCCGAGUACCUCACACAGCGGGAGCAGAACUGCACCCACCGCUGCUGCAAGGACCCCGAGUUUGGGAGCAUCCCCGCCGAGUCCUGGAAGUGGGUUCUUGCCCCCAUCAUCCUCUAUGUCUUUGAGCGGAUCCUGCGGGUCUGGCGUGCGCAGCAGAAGGUGGUUGUCAAAAAGGUGGUCAUGCACCCUGCCCGCGUGCUGGAGCUGCAGAUGCAGAAGAAGGGCUUCUGCAUGGAGGUGGGGCAGUACAUCUUCGUCAACUGCCCCGCCAUCUCCACGCUGGAGUGGCACCCCUUCACUCUCACCUCUGCACCUGAGGAGGAUUUCUUCUCCAUCCACAUCCGGGCAGCUGGUGACUGGACAGAGCGUCUCAUCGACAUCUUCCAACUAGAAACGCCCAGGGUCCAGGUGGAUGGUCCCUUUGGCACAGCCAGCGAAGAUGUGUUCCAGUACAAGGUGGCCAUGCUGGUUGGAGCGGGCAUCGGCGUCACUCCCUUCGCCUCCAUCCUCAAGUCCAUCUGGUACAAGUUCCAGCAGGCUGACCAGACCCUCAAGACCAAGAAGAUCUACUUCUACUGGCUCUGCCGGGACACAGGAGCCUUUGCCUGGUUCAACGACCUGCUUGCCUCCCUGGAGCAGAAGAUGGCUGAGUCGGGCAAGGCAGACUUCCUCACCUACCGUCUCUUCCUCACUGGCUGGGACACCAGCAUUGGCAGUGGUGGGUGUGUUCCUCUGUGGGCCAGAGGCCCUGGCGAGGAGCCUGCAGAAGUCUUGUCACCAACACUCCAGCCUGGACCCCAGGAAGGUCAAAUUCUACUUCAACAAGGAAAACUUCUAAGUGGCAGCAAGCCUGUUGCCCCAGAGGGCAGGGACCCUGACUGUACUGCCUCAAGCCUUUCCAAAGCAGGCCAGGGAGAAGCAUGCACUGAAGCCAAGCAAGACACAGCAAGGUACUCUGUCUCUAUGAGAAAUUCCAGGUUCAAAGACUGCUGUGUGCCUGUCCUGGUGUACAAGGGGUCCUCAUGGAGCAAGUGGGCCUGUAGCUCCACCCAACCCCCUCACUGGGAAACCAGAGCCACGUUCUGUGAUGCUGUUGGAGCAGCAGGAAGCAGUGGGAGCUCAGCAGGUUGGGCAGAACCACUGGAUGGGGAUGGGACAUGGGCAUCCAUGCAGGUGUCAGGGGCCAAAUGUGGCCCUCAGGGUUUAAAGACUCUUUUGUAUAAGAAUAAAUUAAACUUCCUUUUCUUUGUAAUGAAAGCCUCUGUGGUGACUGAGCUGUGCAGGUACAAAGGAGCCCAUGCUCUGCCCCUUGCAGGGCUGCAAUAGAAGAGCUGGUUGAUAGCAAACCCUCUGGGGUGCAGGAUCAGACACCCCUCUGCAUGGGCUCCGUGCUACCCUGGCACCCCAGAGCCAGCCUGCACACAGCACACAGCUCAGCUCUCACUGCAGCUCCCAGCAGGUUCUGCUCCAGCGUAAGCA
Haemorhous mexicanus (house finch) is the source of this 3533-nucleotide messenger RNA. It is a transcript of the gene NOX1, whose product is annotated as NADPH oxidase 1. The transcript is spliced from 9 exons. The coding region runs from base 1446 to 3380 and encodes 644 amino acids. Gene Ontology annotation, cellular component: plasma membrane; NADPH oxidase complex. Gene Ontology annotation, biological process: defense response; superoxide anion generation. The record is from RefSeq and is a predicted model, not a curated record. Lineage: Eukaryota; Metazoa; Chordata; Aves; Passeriformes; Fringillidae. Gene Ontology annotation, molecular function: superoxide-generating NAD(P)H oxidase activity.